AUGUGGCGGGCAAACGAGAGUCCAAAUGUGAAGAACUAAAAAGCCAGCGCGAUGCGCGUGUGUGCAGAGACCUAUAUGAUGAUCCGCGGGCGCCCGGAAGGGAGGACAGGUUAAAAGGUGUUCUUUUGGUAAGAUAUCUUCCAUCCCUGUCUCGACCAAUGUGUAUAUGUAACACCACCGAAUGUGUUUGAUAAAGAGUGAUCAGAGCGGUCUUUGCACGCAUACACUGUGGAGCAGAAGUACUGGCAGGAGAGAGAACCACGGCGCGAGAACACCUUUCUUACCUGCCGCCGCGUUCUCAAUGGAGCAGUUGGGUGCGAAGCACCGAGUCGAGCGGUUUGUUUCUGCCUCCUCAUAGCCACGGAAGUCUCAUUGCUAUAAUUUUUAUUGCUUCCCUUAAAAACUUUUUGUUUUUAUUUUUAAAUUUCUUCAUAAUUCUUCACAUGGUAUGGAUUCAUCAGAGUGAUUUUGUGAAAAAGGAAUAAAUAAAAUUUUCCUCUUCUUUGCAAAAGAGGACAGAAAAAUUCCCAGUGUGUGUUAUCCUUAGCGUGUAAGAAAUAAAAAAAAACGGAUCUUCUAGAACUAUACGCGUAGCGCUAAAGACAAUCCGUCCAACAGAGAGGUGGAGUGAAGAAGAGUGAAUUGGACGCAUUUUAUAAAAAAUUUGCAGAGAAAUGGCUCACCUGUCGCCACCACCAUCACCACCAAUACCGCAGCAGUAUCCCUUCUCAGGAUUGCAGCAUCUGGAAUCACAGGAGAGUGUUAUCCAGAGAGCAUCCUCCGUGUUUGGUGCUUCCUUGGAGUACAAAUGGAAUCCUAGAGAUCUCUCUCUUUUGUACAAUCCCCUCUUGUACUCGGGUGCAUUCUUCUGGCCACCACUUCUUUUGCCAUGUCCACCUGCCGUCACAACCAAAUGUGAUCUUGCACUGACACCAGAGAAAGAGGAGCCAAUUGCAAUUGAUGAGGAUAUGCCAUUGAAUUUAUCAAUGAAACCCCAAUCGUCGGCUACAACGCCAACAAGUCGUUUUGCCCCAACUAUUUGGUCACCGGCUAGUAUGUGUGAGAAACCCACCGUGGAUGCCGGUAGUAGGAGUAGCAGGAGCAAUAGUAGUACACGGAGCACCAGUAGUGCCGAUGACAGGGAGCAUCCGCACACAACAACAGCAGCGACGGGACAUCAGGGACCAUCAUCGUGCGACGGUACCCGCGAUGGGGUACAGUACAAGUUUAAAAGUGAAAUUAUCAACCGCAUCAAGCGGCACAGUGGCAGUGUUGAUGAUGAGAGAAAUGUGAGCGAUGAGAAUGACAUGAAUUUCAACAUGAAAGUGCGCCAGGUGUUUGCAAAUCAGAGUGCAGUGAGUGAUAAGGAAUUUCUCUUCUUUCCCCAUUUUGCCCAUCAUAAAGACAUUGAGGUGCUACGGCAGAAUCGCACCGAUAUCUUUGCCGUCAAUGGUAUUAAGCAGGAGCACGGUGGGAGUUUGCAUACAACACCUGAUUCCACGGGACACGGUGCUACUCACAUUGGUGGAGAUGAUAAGAAGCGCGAUAGAAAUUUUCAGUGUAAACAGUGUGGGAAAACAUUCAAGAGAUCCAGCACUCUGUCUACGCAUCUGUUGAUCCACAGUGAUACCAGACCCUACCCCUGCCAGUACUGCGGCAAGAGAUUCCACCAGAAGUCAGACAUGAAGAAGCAUACGUACAUUCAUACAGGCGAGAAGCCCCAUAAAUGUGUUGUCUGCUCCAAAGCAUUUUCCCAAAGUAGCAACUUAAUUACUCACAUGCGGAAGCACUCUGGCUACAAACCCUUCUCAUGCGGCCUCUGCGAGAAAUCCUUCCAACGCAAAGUGGAUCUUCGGCGACAUCGUGAAAGUCAGCACGCUGAUGAGCCGCAGCUACACACAGGAUUGGCCACCAUGAGACCCCACCACGGUACACCAUCCACGGGGAUGGAUGUCAAAAUUGAAGUAACCAGUAGUUGCUGAAGAACACCUAUGGCCGCGUCCUACAAGAACCAACAUCAAGUAAUUUUAAAUUUCAUAUUUAAUAUUUUUUCUCUCAUAAUUUAUCCAAUUACAAUUUCCUCCUUUUUUUUAAAUAUUUGUUUUAGUCUUUAGAAGCCAAAGCACAUUUUUUUUUCUUUAAUGUGAAAGCGAGAUGCUUGAAAAACAAAAACUUAGUAAUCCUUAACUUAAUUUAAUCAUAAAAAAAUCUGUUCAAGUUCAACUAAUAAAUAUACAAGAAAAGCGACUUAAUUAAUUUGUGUGAACCAAAAAUCAAUAAGACAAAAAAAAAGAGAAACAGUGAACAUUUUUUCAUUGAUUUUAAUAAAAUCUAGUCGAACUUAAGGUGGUUAUUAUUUUCAAAUGAUAAAAAAAGAAAUCAAUUAGGGAAAUUGAAGCGCUUAAAUUAAAUUAAAAGCUAAAUAAAAAAUUGCAGGCAGUACAGAGAGAGAGAGAGAGCUGAAAAGAUAACCUUAACAUUUCCCAAAGAACCAUUCUUUUCACUCUGGUUUGUGGCACAUGACAAAGGGGUGAAAACAAACAAAAGGAUUCCAUUGGGAAAAGCUCUAGAAAAAAAUGUUUCUUUUGCACGUAUGAAACAUUUCCGUCCUUAUGUCGAUUGCUGAAAUAUUUUCUAAAUUAUCUCCCACCUAGGAAAAUAUGAAAUUUAAUUGAAUAUUCUUCAAGACAUUUUAAUCUCGUGCAAGAUUAUUUUAAAUUACAUGUGUAUCUUCAAAAAAAUGUCAUUACAUUAUAGCAAAAGUGAAUAGACCUCCAUUUUUUUGUCUGCAAAAAAAUCAAAUAAUAAUGGAAAUUCUUCCUCAGUCAGCAUCUACAUACAUAAUCUGUGUAUUGCCAGAACCUUAUUAGCAUUUCCAUGAAAGUGAAUUUUAUAUACAAGUGAGUAAAGUAGUGUUACCGCGCCAUGUUGAAGCAUUUCACCGAUUAAUUUAUUUCACCUCUUUUAUUUAGCAAAUUAAUUUAAAUUCUUUUAACGUAAAGAGUAAUCCACUUUGCCACCAUUUCUCGUGAAGAAACAAACAUAUUAAGUUAAAAGGUAACAAUGGGAAUGUAAUUAUAAAUGGAGAAGAAAAUCAAAGUUGUAUAGAAGUUAAAUGUAUGUAGUUGAUACGUUUCUGUAGUCAUUGUGAAUUGAAAAAAAAACACAAAUGGGGGAAAACGUAUAAAGUUAACAAACAAAACAAAAAAAAUACACAAGACAGCUAACAUUACCAAAGAUGUGUAAUUGAAGAAAUGUGUAAAAAAAGUCUACAUGAUAGUAAAGAAAAAAAAUCAACAUAAAUUAUUGGCCAUGAAUAUAUCACAAAUUGCCAUACUUUUUCUUUGAGAUGAUUUUGUAAAUUAUUUUGCCAUAAUGUUAAAGAAUUUUUUUUUACUCUUGCAUAUAAUUUUUUUUUAAUUAAAUAAGCAUCUCUUUUUGUCUUUUUUUUUUAGUUAAUGUAAGUUUUAGUUUAUAUAUAAGUAGAUAUGUGUACAAAAAGUUGCUAAGUGAUUUUUUUCUAGUUAAAAAAAUAAAAAUUAAUGUUUGAGAAUUGCAAAAA
This is a messenger RNA of Lutzomyia longipalpis, 3562 nucleotides long. RefSeq names its product zinc finger protein sens. The transcript is spliced from 6 exons. The coding region runs from base 675 to 1982 and encodes 435 amino acids. Gene Ontology annotation, cellular component: nucleus. The record is from RefSeq and is a predicted model, not a curated record. Lineage: Eukaryota; Metazoa; Arthropoda; Insecta; Diptera; Psychodidae.